CACAACUUUUGUAUUUGUAACAAGCAUCCGAAUAAAUGUGACAUUUAUUCCAAUAUUUCAAAAAAUUUAUCAAAUACGUUAUCUGACUUGGUCAAUAAUUGACGUUUCCUUGGUUGUUAUUGAGCUGUUUAGGUGACAAAGCAUUUAGAAUUAGCAGGAAUGAUUCAAAAAUCAUUUUUUAUAUUCUAUAUAAUUAGCCUUGAUUUAAUGGCAUCAUAUAUAUUCGCACGUGAUCAUUGCCUACCACAGUUUUAUCAGUGUGAUCCCCAUUCUACAAAAUCCUGCUGUGAACCCUACCAGUGUUUGCCGAGGCUCACUAGUGUCUUACAGUGGAUGGAUAAACGACACUUUUGCGCAAAGAACGUUACACUGGGCAGUCCAUGUAAUAAAUUCAUGGAUUGCUUACCAAUAGCUAAUGCUAAAUGCUCAGAAAAUAAUACAUGCGUUUGUCAAUUUGGUUCUAAUGAAUACAACAACACUAUUUGUUUGGCAAAAAAAGUAAAACGACAGCUAAAAUUAGGGUUCAGUAUUUAUUAUCACAACACUACUAAUGGAGAAAUUCACCUGAACAAUGAUUUUACAUCGCAAUCUGGUUUUCAUAGGGAAUCAAAUACAAAAUGGGGUGAACGUUGUAAAAUGUGUUUGCAUAUUGAACUCGACGGUCUCAUUUGUGAUGUUGCAACUCAGGAGAACUUUAAGAAUGGCUACGACUUCAAAGAAUGUAGAUGCCCAAAGGGAACAAAGCUCAAUUCAAGCAGUUUAUCUUGUAACGAACCAGAAUUUAAUGAUUGCUCCAGCGAUGAGGAUUGUAGCUAUCUUGAUUACGCUUCAUGUUCUGGAAGUAAAUGUAGUUGCUUACAAAAUUAUCAUCCCAUCAAUGGACGGUGUUUGGGAAAUCUUGGUGCAAAAUGUAGCCAUGAUAUCGACUGCCGUAUUCUUUAUGCAAUUUGUAAAUCAAAUAGCUGUCAAUGUGAUUAUAAUUAUUACGAAAAAGAUGGUUCGUGCAUAAAGUACGCGACAGAAAUAGAAGGAUAUUGCCACACCAAUAAGAGUUGUGAGCUCCUCGAUCAUACUUCAUGUUCUGGACGCAAAUGUCGCUGCUUACCAAGUUAUCAAAAUGUUAACGGAUAUUGCCGAAAUCAUGGCCAAAGGAAAUAUAGCGCUGAACCAGAACUUGCUGUUACAGAACACACUUGUCAAGUCGAUUACUAUUAUGAAAACCAUUACUGCCGUGUGUACGCAAAAAGACUGAACGACCAAUGCUUCAGCGACAAAGCUUGUGAACGUUUAACUCUUACUUCAUGUUUUAAUGGUCGAUGUAACUGUUCCAAGUUCAAUAUCAUUUGCAAGAUCUUAAACGCAUCGAGUUAUUUUGUUUAAUUAUACAGAUCUCUUCAGUUCAACUGUAGCCAGGAGCAAUGAGCAGUUUUUCUACAUAGAAAACAUUUUCGUUACCAUUGUCUGCCCCUAAAUUUUUUCUAGACUUUCAGGUGUUCAAUCACGAAAAUUAUCCACUAGUCUAUUUUAUUAUUCUCAUACUUAAUAACCAUUGCAUUAGUCUGAGUAUUAUUAGUAAAUAUUUUUCACAGUCACGAAUAUUAAUAAGUUGGAAUGUUUUUAAUUUUUUAUAGGCUAACUUCGUUUCAAAAAAUUUUUAGUGUUUUCGUCUAUAUUAUAAUACAAAUGUUAGUACAUAGGCUACAUGGACUAUAAGUGUUAAAAAAAAACAUGUUGAGCUUUCAUCAAACAAAAGGAUAAUUGUCAAUAUAAUUAACAAUAUUUUUAUGUUUUUUUCUAUUUUUGUAUUU
Microplitis demolitor is the source of this 1808-nucleotide messenger RNA. RefSeq lists its product as uncharacterized. The record is from RefSeq and is a predicted model, not a curated record. NCBI's taxonomy places the organism in Eukaryota, Metazoa, Arthropoda, Insecta, Hymenoptera, Braconidae. The transcript is spliced from 7 exons. Bases 160 to 1380 code for a protein of 406 amino acids.